Molecule: messenger RNA, 1311 nt
Organism: Sitophilus oryzae (rice weevil)
Lineage: Eukaryota; Metazoa; Arthropoda; Insecta; Coleoptera; Curculionidae
Product: epidermal growth factor receptor-like
Exons: 4
Biological process (GO): protein phosphorylation; multicellular organism development; positive regulation of cell population proliferation
Cellular component (GO): signaling receptor complex; basal plasma membrane
Molecular function (GO): ATP binding; transmembrane receptor protein tyrosine kinase activity
Source: RefSeq, a predicted model, not a curated record
AUUUUAGAGGAGAAACGAUUGGUGCAUCGUGACCUAGCAGCAAGAAACGUGCUAGUACAGAAACCCAGCUGUGUAAAAAUCACCGAUUUUGGAUUGGCCAAACUUCUCGAUAUCAACGAGGAAGAAUACAGGGCUGCCGGUGGUAAAAUGCCAAUCAAAUGGCUGGCUUUGGAAUGUAUACAACAUAGGAUAUUCACACACAAAUCGGACGUCUGGGCCUUUGGAGUUACUGUUUGGGAGUUACUUACUUUUGGCGGAAGACCUUAUGAUAAUGUACCAGCUAGAGAUGUGCCAGAGUUACUAGAAAAAGGUGAAAGACUUCCCCAACCUCACAUAGCUACCAUUGAAGUCUAUAUGGUCAUGAUCAAGUGCUGGAUGUUAGACGCCGAAACCAGACCAUGCUUCAAGGAAUUAGAAGACGAAUUUUCAAAGAUGGCUCUUGAUCCUGGCAGGUACCUUAUUAUCCCUGGUGACAAGUUCCUUCGGUUCCAAGGAGGACUAAGUACUCCUAUGAGCGACAGAGAUAUAGUCUUGUCUCUUGCAUCAGAAAACACGGAAAGUUCUGAAAUGGACGACUAUAUGCACCAACCCAAGUCGCGCAUGCCACUGCAUUCGACGGGAAUGACGUCACUUUCGGGUAUGACGUCGAUAUCACCAACCCCUGAUCGGUAUAGAGCCACAGCACCUCCUACACCUGAUGGAAGUUCGAUAUAUCCCUCUUCUCAAAACCAGUUCAAUCAUAAACUUUUGAGAACAUUCUCAGGAAUGCCGUGUCACUUCCAUCCUUCACUCCAAGGCACCCAGUCAGACAUCUCUUCCAUAAAAUACUGCGGAGACUCUUUAAAGCUUCGAGAAUCUGACAUGGGUUCGGACGAAUACGACUCUAGCGGAAAAUCCCAACAGGCCCAAAUAGGAAACCUCAAACUCGAACUCCCAGUAGACGAAGACGACUACCUUAUGCCUUCGCCUCAGCACACCCAAACGACUUCGACUUACCUCGACUUGAAGAAUACCACCGACCACGCUAGCAACGCGAAUCUUUACACCGAUUUAUUCAAAAACAACAUCGACAAUCCGGAAUACCUUAUGGGCAACGAAUCACCGAUCGAACAGACUGUAGGUCUUCCUGAUGUUUCUGAUUUUGUCGUGCCUCCAUCACCAUCAUCUGUCAGUGACGUAGUCAAGGCCGUGUACUUGCCUCCUCACAAAGCCAGUGAGGAGGAGAGUGAUCACGAGUGUUACAACGACGUAGACAGGCUUAGGAGGGAGUUGCAACCCUUACAAAAAUGUAAAGAUGGCGCUAUAGUUUGA